Messenger RNA from Peniophora sp. CBMAI 1063, 753 nucleotides. The record is from the annotation of a GenBank genome assembly. Lineage: Eukaryota; Fungi; Basidiomycota; Agaricomycetes; Russulales; Peniophoraceae.
AUGUCGGAUGGGAUGCAGACUCCUCCUCACGGGACCAAGCAGACCGUUGUUGAACUGGGUCCCCAACGCGCCAAGCGCGCAGACAUCAUGGCUGAGCUCUGCGCUUUGCGUCAACCACAAUAUCCUCUCGACAUGCGCUUUAUCUUGUCAUCGCCUAGAAACGCCGAAUUUGAACCGCCUUUGAUGCACUACGGAGUCGCGUUGUCCAAACACGAGCUCUUGCGCUGCGUCACACAACUCGGAAUCGCUCCUGCGGUUUUUGAUCUCACUGGGCUGACAGGGCGUAGCAAAAGGUCCUCGUACGACGCCACUCAAAGCUAUAGCUACGAACGCGAAGCUCGCGAGAAAUUGCUUUGUUAUUUCUAUCAGCAACCCGAGAUUCGCAAGUUGGCCACACGUUUCGAGUUCAGGGAUUGCUUUGUACCAGACUCUCAAGACGCCUAUGUCUUGUCCCUAUACACAAACUAUUCUAUGGAGGAGAAGGUGUGGAGUUCUUCACGGAAAAGGGAGGCCGUCGAGGGCAAGGUUACGGAGGUGUUGUUCCGGCAUCUCGAUGGGAAGCCGAGCUUCAAGUGGUACUGGGAUAUGCAAGCAUGCGGAUUUGGGUACUGCGCUCCUUGGGACGAGUUCAACAUCUGGCCCAUCUCUGAGACGCCUCGCUGGACUCGAAAGAUCGACCAUACCCAUCCUUCCAAGGGUCGACUCUUGAGGAUGCCGCGGUCUGGCCGCUCAAGGUCGUUCCGCUCUCGAUAG